AUGUCCAAAGUCAGAUUUGCCAGAUACGUGUUGCUACUAUUGUUGAUUCAGCCCUCUCGGGAACGAACAAGCUACGAUCAGAGACAGACGUUUCUUACCAUGCACAACCACCUUCGAGAUGAAAUAAGAACCUGCAAGCUUCGUGGGCAACCGCCGGUGAAAGGUCCCUACGAACCUAUGGCUUGGGACUCAACUGUAGAAGCUCAAGCUCAGAAGUGGGCAGACAAAUGUCUGUUCGGUCAUGGUGAACUGCAAGGCGUAGGACAGAACGUUGCUAUUGCAAGCAGCGUCGAACGAGCCGUGAAACUGUGGGCGGAAGAAUAUGUGAAUUACGAUUUCGCAAAGGGUAAAUGCAAGCGAGGGAAGCAAUGUUUACAUUACACACAGAUGGCUUGGGCUAGUUCAACAAGUCUCGGAUGUGGGGUUAAACACUGUCCUAAGAACGGAACUACGCUUUAUGUAUGCAACUACAAACCGCCUGGCAACUACAGAGGUCAAAAACCGUAUACAGCUGGAACAAAGAAGGAUUGCUUAACAUCAACCACAGUCAAUGGACCGAAGCAAAAAAGAUCGACGACAUCUGGCAGCGGAAAUCUGUGGCAGACGCGCAAAACAACAGCAGCUAAGCUCAUUUCCUUCUUGCUGAUUCUUUUGUUGGUACGAAGUCCCAUUCCUCGGAAUAAUAAACAAACCGCCCAUUAAGUUAACAAAUAUGGUGAAAACUGUGUUUUGCGAAUUUUACCCAUAACAAAUUAUUUGAAAUCACUCUCGUUCGUUUUUAUUUUAUUAGUUUAACUUUUCACGUAUAACCGAAGCAUUUUAAUGAUAAUAAACUUGUCCUUGUCUG
Messenger RNA from Opisthorchis viverrini, 847 nucleotides. RefSeq lists its product as hypothetical. The coding region runs from base 1 to 702 and encodes 233 amino acids. Gene Ontology annotation, cellular component: extracellular region. The record is from RefSeq and is a predicted model, not a curated record. The transcript is spliced from 5 exons. Lineage: Eukaryota; Metazoa; Platyhelminthes; Trematoda; Opisthorchiida; Opisthorchiidae.